CUCAUCCCGGAAGUCCACAGUGGCGAAGAAUUGGAGGAAGCGACGUGGAGACGGGACAGAGCUGGUGAACACCGGCCAGUGAGUGGAGUUUCCCCACUUCGGCUGAUGCCGCUGACGGGAUCCUGUGGCCGGACUUGUAUUGUUGGAGGACACCAUGGGUUCUCUGUUCCGCAGUGAUACUAUGUGCCUGGCACAGCUCUUCCUGCAGUCUGGUUCUGCCUAUGACUGUGUCAGCGAGCUAGGGGAGAUGGGGCUGGCAGAGUUCAGAGAUCUCAACCCUCAUGUCAGUAGCUUCCAGAGGAAAUUUGUUGGUGAAGUAAAGAAGUGUCAAGAUCUUGAAAGAAUAUUAGAGUAUCUGGUCCAGGAAAUCAAAAAAGCUGACAUUCCUGUUCCAGAAGGGACUAUGCUGCCCGCAGCCCCCCUCCCGAAACAUGUCUUGGAAAUACAGGAACAGCUACAGAAACUUGAAUCUGAAUUGAAAGAAGUGAAUAAGAACAAGGAGAAGUUGCAGAAAAAUUUAAUAGAGUUGACUGAGUAUACUCACAUGCUGAGAGUGACAAAGAGCUUUGUGCAAAGAUCUGAGUAUGAAACCUCUUCCCAUACGAGCUAUGAAGAAUUCCCUACAAUAGAAAAGGAAGCCUUAAUGGACUAUACUUGCAUGCAGAGACUUGGAGCAAAACUGGGCUUUAUCUCUGGUUUGAUUAACUAUGCAAAGUUAGAAUCCUUUGAGAAAAUGCUUUGGAGGGCUUGUAAAGGUUACACCAUCCUGACGUAUAGGGAGCUAGAUGAGUUCCUAAAAGAUCCAGACACAAAAGAGCCAACUAAGUGGUUUGUGUUUUUAAUUUCUUAUUGGGGAGACCAAAUAGGACAAAAAGUCAAGAAAAUCUGUGACUGUUACCAUUGUCAUAUGUAUCCUUACCCAAACUCUUCUGAAGAACGGCAAGAAAUCAUAUCUGGGCUGAACACAAGAAUUCAAGACCUUCAUGCGGUUAUUCACCAGACAGAUGAUUAUUUGAGACAAGUUCUCUUCAAGGCGUCGGAGUCAGUCUACAAGUGGGUUAUUCAGGUCAAGAAGAUGAAGGCAAUUUACCAUAUGCUGAAUUUAUGCAGUUUUGAUGUAACAAAUAAAUGCUUAAUCGCAGAGGUUUGGUGCCCUGUGGAAGAUCUCCAGGACCUUAAAAGAGCUCUCGAGGAAGGCUCGAGAAAGAGUGGGGCUUCUGUCCCCUCCUUCAUAAACCGCAUUCCCAGCAAUGAGACCCCUCCUACAUUAAUACGUACAAACAAAUUUACUGCUGGCUUUCAGAACAUAGUAGAUGCAUAUGGCGUGGGGAACUACAGAGAAGUAAAUCCAGCUCCCUACACCAUUAUUACAUUUCCAUUUCUGUUUGCUGUGAUGUUCGGAGAUUUUGGGCAUGGCCUCCUGAUGUCCCUAUUUGCCCUGUUUCUGGUUCUCUAUGAAAACAGUGCUAAAUUACAGCGUACACAAGAUGAAAUCAUGAAGACCUUUUUUGAGGGGCGUUACAUUAUUCUGCUAAUGGGGCUCUUCUCUAUUUAUACUGGACUUAUCUACAAUGACUGCUUUUCUAAGUCUGUGAACAUAUUUGGCUCCAGUUGGAAUAUUUCAGCAAUGUUUGCAGCAGGUGUUUGGAAGAAAGAAGAUUUAUCCCAUCAAUAUUUGACACUGGACCCCAAUAUAACAGGAGUUGUCACUGGAGUGUAUCCUUUUGGAAUAGAUCCUAUCUGGAAUUUGGCAUCAAAUCGCCUCACUUUCCUGAACUCUUUCAAAAUGAAGAUGUCCAUUAUUCUUGGAGUAAUACACAUGACAUUUGGGGUAGUUUUGAGUGUUUUUAACUAUCUGCACUUCAAGAAGAAAUUCAGCGUGUUUCUAGUUUUCCUUCCUGAACUCCUCUUCAUGAUGUGUAUUUUUGGUUAUCUCGUGUUCAUGGUUGUAUUGAAGUGGUUGUCGUGGUCUGCAGCCAAUUCAAGGAAGGCACCAAGCAUCCUUCUUCACUUCAUAAAUAUGUUUAUGUUCACUGGUGAUGCCAACAACCUUCCUCUCUUUCCAGGCCAGAUUGGUUUUCAAAUAUUCUUGGUGGUGCUUGUAUUUCUUUGCGUUCCUGUGAUGUUGUUUGGGAAACCACUGUAUCUAUACUGGCAGCAUCACGGAGGUCAGACGUUUGGGAAUUACAGGAAAGGAUAUGCAUUAGUUCGCCGGGGAAGCGAGGAGGAGUUGUCACUCCUUAGAUCACAUGAUUUGGAAGAGGGUGACAACCAUACAGGCCAUGAAGCUCAAAGAGAAAGAGAAAAAGAGGAGUUUGAUAUGACUGAAGUAUUUAUGCAUCAAGCAAUACACACUAUUGAAUACUGUUUGGGAUGUGUUUCUAACACGGCUUCCUAUCUGCGGCUUUGGGCUCUAAGCCUUGCACAUGCCCAGCUAUCCGAGGUCUUGUGGAACAUGGUAUUACGUAAAGGCCUCUUUGUGCUGCCCCCCAGUGUAGGAGUGUUUCUGCUUGUGCCAGCCAUAGCUGCAUUUUGUGUAUUGACUAUAUUUAUUCUCAUUGUUAUGGAGGGACUGUCUGCCUUCCUUCAUGCACUUCGAUUACACUGGGUGGAAUUUCAGAACAAGUUUUAUUCUGGAGCAGGAUAUAAAUUUGCCCCUUUCUCUUUUAACAAUAUGGCCUUGCACCUGGACUGAGGCUUUUCAUGGUCUUUGAAUUAUUACUGUAUUAAGGAUGAAUCAUCCAUAUGGACUUCUCACUGAAAGAAAAGAGUUUACAAACGUCAUUUGGGAGCGUUCACAAACUUAAUUCCUUCAGCGUUUAUUCUUUUUAAUACCUUUGUAUUAUUAAGCCAUACCAGUCUUUUUGAGUUAAAGGGAGUGUGUCAUCAAAAAAUUGUUGAAAUAAAGUUAAACAUAGUUUUUAAGUAUUUUUGGUGAUUUUUUUUUAAGCUAAUUUUCCAUUUUAGGAUCUAUAUUUAUAAGAAUAAGUCUAAAAUCUUGCCGUUUUCAUUCUCACUACUGAACCACUAGAGACAAAUUUUCAGUAUCCUUUUCCUAUUACAGAAAGAUAAACAACUAUAUAUUAGAUAAUAAGGGAGAUGGACACAGCACAUAAUCUUCCCCUCUCUACACGUUGACCUUUGGACAGGUCACAGAGCAUGACUAGAAAACUCUACUAUAUUACUGUAUAUAGAGUAAUGUUUCCUGUGAUCCAUGCAGGUGCUUAAAAGCAUCUCUCUGAAGGCUGUUAACAGAGCAGGUCAGAAGCUUGAUUGAUAUGGCUGCCCCCAUAAAAAUGCACAAAAAAAUUACUCUCCAAAAAAACAUAAACUGAUUAGAAAAAAAGAACUUUUCAUAUAUUUUAGUAUUUGCAAAAAAAGGGGAGAUGUACACCAUGUAGUGCACACCCAAUCAAUGUACAAA
Hyla sarda is the source of this 3424-nucleotide messenger RNA. RefSeq names its product ATPase H+ transporting V0 subunit a2 (gene ATP6V0A2). Gene Ontology annotation, biological process: proton transmembrane transport; vacuolar acidification. The record is from RefSeq and is a predicted model, not a curated record. Bases 155 to 2695 code for a protein of 846 amino acids. The transcript is spliced from 20 exons. Gene Ontology annotation, cellular component: vacuolar proton-transporting V-type ATPase complex; plasma membrane; vacuolar proton-transporting V-type ATPase, V0 domain. Gene Ontology annotation, molecular function: ATPase binding; proton-transporting ATPase activity, rotational mechanism. Lineage: Eukaryota; Metazoa; Chordata; Amphibia; Anura; Hylidae.